This is a messenger RNA of Nerophis lumbriciformis (worm pipefish), 2085 nucleotides long. Lineage: Eukaryota; Metazoa; Chordata; Actinopteri; Syngnathiformes; Syngnathidae. The record is from RefSeq and is a predicted model, not a curated record.
AUGGCGACGGCCGGCGGCGCCACCAAGAUCUCCUGGCGACUGCAGGACUUUGAGGCUCACGCCGGCCGCGUUUGCUGCGCCGCGCUGGCCAAGAACACCGGUCGCCUGCUGGCCAGCGGCGGCGAAGAUUGCCGGGUCAACAUCUGGUCGGUCAGCAAGGCCAACUGCAUCAUGAGUCUGUGCGGCCACAGGAAAGCCGUGGAGUGCGUCUGCUUCAACGCUUCCGAGGAGCAGCUGGCGACCGGCUCGCAGUCCGGAUCCAUCCGCGUCUGGGACCUGGAGGCCGCUAAGAUUUUGCGAACUCUGACCGGCCACAAAUCCAACAUCAGCGCCUUUGCCUUUCAUCCUUUCGGGGAUUUUUUGGUAUCCGGCUCUACCGACGCCAACAUCAAGAUGUGGGACGGGCGGAGGAAAGGCCCAAUCACCAGGUUCAAGGGUCACGCCGGGACCAUCCGCAGUUUGGCCUUCAGCCCGGACGGCAAGUGGUUGGCGUCGGCCAGCGACGACUGCACCGUCAAGCUGUGGGACCUGAAGCAGGCCAAAACCAUCACAGAGUUCACGGCGCACACGGGCGCCGUGGCCGCCAUCCAGUUUCACCCCAACGAGUACCUGCUGGCCUCGGGCGGCGCCGACAGGUGGCUGAGGCUGUGGGAUCUGGAGAAGUUCUGCCAAGUGGGGGCGCUGCAGGACGCCAGCGCUGUCAGGUGCGUGAUGUUCAGUCCCGACGGCGGCUGUCUGUUCAGCGGCCACGCCGACGUCCUGCGAGUGUGCGCCUGGGAGCCCGAGCGCUGGCUGGACUCGGUGACGGCGGGCUGGGGACGCGUGGUCGAUCUCUCCAUUUGCAACCGGCAGCUGUUGGGCGUGUCUCACCAGCUGAGCGGCUUGUCCACCUACGUGGUGGACCUGAAGCGCGUCCGGGUCGGGGGCGCCGCGCCCUCGCCCACCGCCGACGGUAAAGCGCGGCGCAGCUACGAGGGCCAGGCCGCAGCCUGCCCGCCGCCGACAUCGUCGUCGCCUCCGGGGCGGCCCCGGGCCGAGCGCCGGAGCCCCGAGGGGGAGAGGCGGAGCCCCAGCGAGGACGAGGCGGACGACAAAGUCUCUUCGGCCGAGAUCCACGACGCCCUGGACUACCGAGAAAUAUUUCAGCCCCGCGACGCCAUCUCUCGGACCCCUCCCAGGAUGCCGGAGCCUUUUCCCGCCCCGCCGGAGGACGUCGACGUGAGUUUUCCCUCUUCAGAGCGAGCGACAGAGGACGCGGCGCCCGUCCCCCAGCGGCGGCGGCCCUCGCCCGACCCGAAGACGGACGGGUCCGAAAGCGCGCCUUUGCGACAGGGUUCUCCGUCGCCCUCGUCCGCCCCGGUCCAGAGGGUGGAGCCCACCGUGGUGGCCUCGGCUCGGCCGCCGGCCAUUUUCCCCGUGGGCAGGAGCGAGCCCACCGGCCUGGACGUGGCCGACUUCCUGUCGGUGAGGCGUUGCCGCGAUGGGCGAGACUGGGCGUUAUUUUUGACUCGGGUCCACUCCCUCCAGGGCCGCCAUUCGGAGAUGUUGAGCGAAGACGAGGUUUUGAAUCACAUCCACAACGGUCACGCCACCAUGUGCGUUAUGCUUAGCAAUCGACGCAAGAACCUGCAAAGCGUCCGGGACGUCUGGGCCCGCGUGGGCAUCAAGAACGCCCUGGACGCCGCCGUCUCCAUGAACGACCUGUCCAUCGUGGUGGACGUCCUCAACAUCAUCAACACGCAGCCGUCGCUGUGGAAGCUUGACUUGUGCGCCAGCAGUCUCCCUCAGAUCGAAAAGCUGCUACAAAGCAAAUACGAAAGUUACACGCAGUGCGGCUGCUCCUCGCUCAAGCUGAUCAUGAAGUACUUCUGGCCGCUCAUCCGAGAGACGCUGAACGCCACGCCUUCGGUGGGCGUGGACGUGACGCGGGAGGAACGGCAGCGCAAGUGCCGCCUGUGCCGCCAGCGUCUGCGCGGCCUCCGCGACGUGGUGGAGAGCAAAGCGGCGCUGGCCGGCCGCCACGGCUCCGCCUUCGGGGAGCUGCGCGUGCUCAUGGCGCCCCUCGACCGCGACCCGGCAAACUAG